This is a messenger RNA of Protopterus annectens (West African lungfish), 10333 nucleotides long. Its product is annotated as cat eye syndrome critical region protein 2 homolog. Gene Ontology annotation, molecular function: protein binding. The record is from RefSeq and is a predicted model, not a curated record. Gene Ontology annotation, biological process: chromatin remodeling. Lineage: Eukaryota; Metazoa; Chordata; Ceratodontiformes; Protopteridae. The transcript is spliced from 21 exons. Gene Ontology annotation, cellular component: CERF complex. Bases 158 to 6955 code for a protein of 2265 amino acids.
CUGGUGCGCGCGUGGUAUAACGAGGAUGUGUUUUUUAGCAGUUAGUUUUUAGCAUUCUGUACGUCAGUUAGAGGCAACUGGGGUUCUGAGUACUCGCUUAUUGUGAGGUUAGCCAAGUGGAAAGCUGCUCACACGGUCCCGGUGUGGCGUGAAGAAAAUGUCUGAGGACUCAUGUAAGGUGUCUGUGGCAGAGAUUCGGUCGUGGUGGCAGGUCCCCGCCAUCGCCCACUUUUGCUCCCUUUUUAGGACUGCCUUCCAGUUGCCGGACUUUGAGAUCGAGGAGUUUGAAGAGGCACUCUGUAAAGGUGAUGCAACAUUUGUCAGUGAUUUAAUUACUUGUCUGCUGCAAGGAUGCUACCAGCGCAGUGAUAUCACGAUUGAAACGUUCCAUGCGUUCUUAGAGGACAUAGUCAAUUAUCGAUGGGAAGUGGAAGAGAAAGCACCCAACCCACUGAAAGCAGCUGCAUUCCACGAACUGCCACUUCAUACUCGGGUGAAGAUCUUACACCGUCUCUGUGAUUAUAGGCUGGAUGCUGAUGAUGUAUUUGAUCUUUUAAAGGGGUUGGAUGCAGACAGUCUCCGAGUUGAACCACUGGGAGAGGACAGCGACGGAGCCAUGUACUGGUAUUUUUAUGGCACACGUAUGUAUAAAGAAGAGACAACUUCUGAAAAAAUGCACAAUAAAGACAACCUAGGCAUACAAAACAGGGAAAAUGGAACAGAUAAAAGUGAAGCCCAAAAUGAUUUGGCAAAACCAGUAAAACGAAGGGGGAGACCACCAAAGCGAAAAACAGUGGAGCUUAAGCAAGUAAGUUUUGUGGAGGAUCAAGUUAAAAAGGAAGAAGAUGCUGAAGAUCCACUUAAAAGAACUGGUUUGGAGCCAGGCCAAGGUAGGUGGUCUUUGGUCUGUGAAACAGAAGACGACUGGAGGAAUCUAACUGAAAGUUUCAGGCAAAAAUCUUCUGUGAAGGACAGGCAACUCUAUAAACUGCUUAGUGAGGACUUCUUGCAGGAGAUCUGUGACAUGAUUUCACAAAAGGUAGUUUUAAUGGGAAAUCAAAUAUUAAUGCAUCAUUUGAUCUUGUCUUCCUUUUAUGUGGCAGUAAAACUGCAGGAAAAAUAUGAGGCUCUUAGUCAUUUUAAUGACACCUUUUUAAAUAUCUUGCACAAUCUUGCUCCCUCUAGAAGUAAAAGAAUUAAAAUAAACCAUGCCCCUUGGUUAACAAAAACCAACAAAGAAGUACUGACCCUUAGAGUCUGGAAAACAUGGCUUAAAUGGGAAAAUCCUUCAGAUCUUAUUUACUAUAAACAGCUUCGAAAUCGAGCCAAAAAGCUCAUUGCUAAAGACCAACAGCAGAUGGAAAUGGAAAAUGAGGAAGCGCCUUUAUCACAAGGUAACUUAACCCAAUUAUUGGAACUAAUUAAUCAACGAUUGGACCGCUUAUCGGAAAAAGUGGAUCAUGUCACUAAUACCGGCGGCAACAGACUAAGUCAGAAUACUAAUGUACUAACAGAAUCAAUGGGAGCACAGGCAACAACGAGUGGAAACAAUGGUUUACCACAACGGAGGCGUACAAGGGAAACACAAGAGCAAACUGGAACUGUUACCGUAAACAAUUUCGACUUGAAUACAUGGCUUAAUAAUGAAUUAGAUAUGGACAAUUCAGUAGAAGGGGCUAUAUCUACAGUAGACAACGAUGCCCAUGGCAACAUAGUGGACAAGUUAAAACUAUUUGACAACAAAUUAUUUAAAAUUAAAAAGCUCCAAUUGGAGCUGAAUUAUUUUAAUAGAUGUCUUAAAGAAAAAAUAGUACCCAAAGGUUUAAGACAUUAUUCCUACCCCACGGGGUUAGAAUAUGGUACAGAUUUUUAUAAUGAGCUCAUUUCUAUUUAUAACAAUCAUGGGCUGGAAAUAAUUCGAUGUAUGAUUAAAUAUUAUCAGAUUUCAUUGGACAAUCUAAUGAGUGAAACUACCUCUUUAGAGCAGGAAAUUAAAAACGACAUUGACUAUAACAGAUAUGAGUUUGAAUACAACAGGACUCUGACAAGUAUUGCACAACAAAUGAAUAAAUUAAAAAUGAACAAGUUAAAGAAAUUAAACAGAGAUUUGAAAGCAUACCAGGAAGGGUCAGCUUUCCCAAAGCCCCCAACCUCCCAGAAUGGCAUACGUAUUCCAAGGGGUAAUACUGAACAAAAUUUUAAGAAAAAUAAAGAAAGAACAGUAUGGAAUAAAAAUGCCAAUAGUGGUCAAGGCCAAAGUAACACUAGUAUUAAUGAAAAUGAACUAAGGGUAGCAAGUACUUAUAACCCACCCCAGAAUGCUGUUUUAUUCAUGUAUGAACAACUAUGUGAAAAUGAAUUUAGAUACAUAAUAGGAAACAAGAAAGGAAAAUACAAAUCUAACAUGUCACAAGAUGAAACAGAACUGUUAAAACAACUAAGAAGUCUUCCACCAAGAUUAAUGAAGCCAGAUAAAGGUGGAGGCCUGGUAGUAAUGUAUAAUACAGACUACUCUAACAUUAUGACAACAGUUUUGGAAAAAGAUACAUGUGAGGUUUCAAAUAAAAAUCAAUUGAAUAAAGCAUUCAAUAAUAUAAAAAUUUUUAUUAAUGACAUGUUUUUGGACGGAUUAAUAGAUAAUAGUCAAAAACAAUACUUAACUAUGUUGACACCCAGAAUACCAAAAAUUUUUGGGAUUCCUAAACUUCACAAGGAUCUAUUUAACCCACCAUUUAGGGCACUAGUGGACGCAAGACAAUCCAUGACAUAUGCAUGUGCCAAACUAGUAGAUUCUAUAUUGAAAAGUUAUGUAUGUAAAGAAAAACAUAUUCUUAAGGAUUCAUGGUCAUUUCUGGAAGAGAUACAAAAUACAACAUUUGACAUUAAGCACAAUUUUUUAACGGUGGAUGUUAAUGAUCUUUAUUCUUGCAUACCCCAUGAUUUAGGUACAGAAUGGGUUGUAGAUUUUAUUAGAUCAAAAGGGGCCACCACUAAUGAAUGUAUAGUGGUAGAACAACUUUUAGACAUAAUUUUGAAAUAUAAUUUUGUGUCUUUUGAAAAUGAGUUGUACAUACAGAAAAUAGGGGUAGCCAUGGGGUCACCAGUAGGCUCAAGUUUUGCAAAUUUAGUUAUGGCCUACUGGGAGACAAACCAUAUCUUUAAUAGUCAAUGGAGUAGUAUUAUCUUUACAUAUAAUAGAUUCUUAGACGAUAUUUUUAUUAUUUUAAAAGGAGAACAAGAACAAGCAGACCAAUUAGUUGAUUUUUUUAAUGUAACUUCUUCAUUCUUAAAGUUUACAAAAAAUUACCAAGAUAAUACAAUUAAUUUUUUAGAUGUGGAACUUAGCAAAAGUACAGAAGGCUACAUAGCAAAAAUUUAUAGAAAGAGUACUUACUCGAACACCUUUCUUCAUUACACAAGUGCCCAUCCUAGCCACCAGAAAAAAUCAGUAGUUAAAGGUCAACUUGUUAGGGCGGCUAGGAUGGUCACUUUAGAAGAGGACUUUGACAAAGAAUGUAACUCACUGUACCAAAAAUUUCAUAGUAGAGGAUAUCCAUCAGAAUUUUUAGAUGAAAUAUUUAAAGAAGUAAUUGAGAUGGUCUUAGACAAUAACCUUUUCCUGUUUGGACAAGAGUUGUUUAGGCAGCGUGAUGGAGUGGCUAUGGGCACACCAUGUGCCAAUAGCUGUGCCAAAACAGUCAUGGCGGCAUGGGAACAGGAGUUCAUACUGGGGCAUGGGAUGACCACACGUAGAUUACAGGGACAGGAUCAGGAAACCUUGGCAAUAAUUGAAGCAGUUGAAAAACAGAAGAGGAAGGAGGAAAAGGAGUAUGACCUCAUAACUGUAAAUCAGAAAGAACAGAAUCCAAUGGAUGAAGAAAAAAUGUGGGAAGAAAAGAAGACAGCCAUGCAAGAAUGCGGAAAGAGGAAAAAGCUCAGGAAGAAACAUGCCUGGCUUUUGGCACAGGGAAAUGAUCUUCCUCUUGAACAACUGCUGGACUUUGAUUCCUAUUCAUCUGUCAUGAGUGCAAAGAAAUCAAAAGAUUUGUAUGAACUGGAUGAUUAUUAUACAUCAAUGUAUAAAGUUGUAGAUUUAGUUAAAGCUCACCAGGAUUCCUGGCCUUUCCUGGAUCCAGUAGAUGAGUCGUAUGCUCCAAACUAUUAUGAUAUCAUUAAGAAUCCAAUGGAUCUGUUCACAAUAGAAAAGAAAUUGAAUCAGUGCCAGUACAGCACCAAGGCAGAAUUUGUAUCAGAUAUGAAUUUGAUUUUUGAAAAUUGUCUGCGGUACAAUGGUGAAAGUAGUGAGUACACUGAAAUGUCUGAAAAUGUAGAGAGAUGCUUUUAUAAGGCCAUGCAGAAGCAUUUCCCUUCUGAUGAUUUGGAUACUGAUGAAGAAUAUAAGAGGAAUUAUGAUGACAGAGAAAGGAAGGAAAGAAGGAAGAGCAGAUCCAGUCGGUUGUCAAAAGGAGACGAGUCAUUAAGGAAACCAGCUAGUGGAAAACCAUGUCGAUUUUGUCCUUGUGAAGGUUCAUGGUGUCAGUCAUCACGUUUUAGGAAAAAAGGACAUUCAGAACAGUCAGACUCAUCUGAAUUUUCUCCCAAAGAAGAAAUAUGUUCAGGAAAAUUUUCACAGAUGCUGCCUUUUGAUCAGAAGUUGUCUGACAGGACAGAUGAGCAGUGGGGCCCCAAAAUUUUGGAACCUAAAAGUAAUCAGCCUUGCACUGAAAAGUUUUCACCUUCCAUGGAGCCAAAGCUAAUUUUAGUACAGUCUGAGACUGUGAAUGCCCCACCUCAGGAAGGGAACCGGGGUAUAGCACAACAGAUUUACACAGCGCAUACACCACAUGGGUAUCAAGGAACAGCGCAACAGUUGGGUGCCUCUGAGAAACCAGCUAGGACUUCAUGUGGCCCAUACUGGUACCCAGCAAAUGGACCUCCACAUCUCUGGAAGGGGAAUCAAGGAGUACCAACCAGUACUGCAUUUGGACCACCAGAAAAGAGCAUAAUUAAUACUGUUCAAGUUCCGAUGCACAAUAAUAUCACAGAUAACAGGCUGAAAUAUCCAUUGUCUGUUAAGUGGCCUAAUCAGUCUGGCAUUGUACCUCACAGUAACACGCUGGCUCCUCAGCCAUCGUCACCUCCAUCAUCAUCUUCAUUAGGAUUUAAUAGGCAGUCAUUUAACCUUCAUGGACCAGCACCAGCAGUACAGAGAAUGACAUCUCUGCAAAUGUCUUCACAACAGCACAGAAGUCAUAUGGAUUCCAUGCUGGACAGUCCUGAAAUGAUAGCUAUGCAGCAGCUUUCUGCCUCUGUACAGUCACCGAGGUUACCUUACAGUGUCCAACAGCCUGCACAUCUGCAGUACCCUCCCCCUUACUUACAGCCUCCACAUGCAAUAUCAGUGCAACAGAGCAGUGAGAUGCAACCCUCCAAACAAGUCAUGGAAAAUGGGCACAGCUUUGGAAAUUCACAGGAACCUAAACAAGAGCAAGCACUGCCAUCAAGUGAUUCUCUACAUCCUGACAGAGAGCAGGGGCAGACAAACUGCAAUAAAUUGUUGGUUAAUCAAAACAGAAUAUCUCCACCCUGUCCUGAGAAUUACCAGAAUUCCAGUAUGAAGAAUCCUGAAUAUGAAAAUGAAGUAGAGCAACAAAGUGAUAAAUUUGGAGCAAAUGAAUCAACUCCAUUAAAUAAUGAUAUCUGUAGGGAAGAAGUAGGAGGCUGUUCUAAUAGUUUGCCUGUAGAUAACUGUAUAGCAGAAACUCUGGCAUUAAACAAACUGGACUGUAAAGUGACACUUAAAUGUAAAACAGCUAAAAGCCUUAAACUAUCUGAAAAAAAAUCUAAGAAUUCUAACCAGAAGACUAUUUCCAAUCAGCAGCAGAUGGGUAGUUUGGUUACAAAGCCUACAUGCAGUGACCCAAAAAUCUCAAGAUCAGUUGCAAACGUUACACACAGCAAGAAGAAGACUACUGAUAGCAGUGGUGGUACAGUGAGUACCAUUGACACCACUCAGCUUGACUUGCACUAUGGGCACCCCAUGGACAGCCUAUCUUCAGGAAAUUAUGGCAAAAAUUGUGCAUCUCAGACAUUCAGUCCAGUCAUGGAUAGGCCUUUAACUGUCUCAAAUGUACAUAAUAUUCCUGGGCAGACUUAUCCACAGAACUGCCAGCCUUCCCAUCUUGGAGUCCGUGCACAUUUUCAUCAUCCAGGGUCAGAGUUACGUCGUCAUAAUGCACCUCCAUCACAGCUUGUGUCAACCUUCCAUCAAUAUCAACAUCCUCAGUAUUACUUUUAUUCCCAGGGACAAAACUUUUCAAACUGGCAGAAGGCUGUACUUCCUCAGACUCAGCCCACUGCCCAUCAGCAGUCUCAGUUUGUAGAUUUCAGUGGUGCUGCAUUAGUCAGAGAUGUACUAUGGCCACAGGAUACAGAAGAUACAGGAAUAAUUUCUGCACCAGGAAAUGGCGACUCCAUUGUAGGCUCAAAUGACCUUUGCAUUUCCAGCCUUUCACAAGAAGACAAGUUGGAAAAUGAAGAGGAAGAUGAACCAGAAAGCCCUAAGCAGUUCCUUGAUCUAGAUAGCCAUAAUUUGGCUACAAAAAGACAAACUUCCCAGUCAUCUAGCAGGUUUACUUAUGGGUCUCCUGCACUACAACCAGGAGUAAACAGUGGUGCAUCUCCUUUCCUUUCACACAAUACAGCUGCCUUUUCUUCACCUUACCAAGUCCGUCCCCCUCAUACCCCAUUCAGUCCUGCUGCCUGUCUACCUUCCAAGACUGUACGUUAUUCUCAUUGUCCACCUUCUGGAGAAAUUAAUUUACAGACCCAUGAACUUGUUCCCACAUAUCCCCAGAAAGAAGAAACGACAAGUCAGAUUCAUGGUACAGUGUUACAGGAGAAACCUCCAUUUUCUGACUCUUAUCAAUCUGCAGGAAGCAAGUUCCAAAGUUAGCAGAUGAAUAGAAAUCUUGACUGCAAGUUCGUGUUUGCCACAAAAUUCCAGUAUCACCUGUGGAUAUAUAAUUGACUUGUAAUAAGCUGAUGCAGCACGCUUGCUGUUUGGAUCUACUGGUGUUUUUAAUGAAGUCAUCUGUUCAGUAUGACUGCAUCAGAAAUCGAUUAUCAGAUGAACUUGACAAUUUAUUGAUGGUUGCAGUCUAUCUACUGGCAUCAUCAAACAGCAGUUCAGGAACAGAGAAGCAGAGUCGAAUGACUGCUACAUUUUUAUCCAAGUUGCAUGGGCUGUUUUAAGUUCUGAAUUACUUGGAAUGAGUAUGGUUACUGUUAAGUGCCCAUUGCUGUUGUCUUUGGAAUAAUAGUGCUGUGCAUUUUCUCAGAAUGUGAAUGUAACAUAACCGAACUCUUGUGUAGGAUAACAUAGUGAUGCUUUUGGCAGUCCUGGUGAUGUGUGGUGACAUAUCAGCUGUCCAUGGCUUACUGUUUAAUUUUUUUUCUUUUUGAAGGGAAAUAUUUCACCUUCAGGAAGUAGUGAAACUCAGGUGUGCACACAAAAGGUACUUAAAUAGUAGCAUUUAUUUUUUUUAAGUAUUUGGGCAUAGUUUACAUAUUCUUCUUGCCUUUCUGAUAGUGUUUAUGAAUGUAUGUGUAAUGUAGCAACUUGUUACCGGUACUUUACAAAACUGUAUGUUCUUUCCUGUACAUUUCAUAAGCAACUUUGUGAAGCAUUUUAAGUUGCUCAAAUUACUUAUUUUGCAGGAAAGCUUGAAGCAGUAAUGCACAGUAAAAUAGCAUUUGAUAUUUCAAAGAAAGAUGGGUUCUGUGUUUUAAAUUUGUUAAACCUUCCUUGACUCAGGGAGUGACAUUAAAUACACUGGAUCUCAUUUAAUUCAACAAAUUGUCUUCAGGUCAGACCAUUUCCCCCCCUACCUUUUGCCCUGACACUUCACUGCUUGUUCUCACUAUUGUAUCACAUUUGCAGUGAGCUUUGAAACGCAGAAUUCAGAUGUAUGUUUCACAUGCACCAAUAUCUGUGCAGGUCUGAAUAUCAUAUGCGCAAAGGCAGGGCAGUUGACUGGAUAAUGUGCAUGCUUCACUCUAGUGAACUUUUAUUCUCAGCUUUUGUAACCUAAUUUUUGCAUCUUUUUCUACAUACGUGCAGAGACUGUUCAUCACAAAAUAGAUUUUUCUAAACUUCCAAUAGUACUGUGAUAAUUGCAUUUUUUAUUUAAUUAACAGGAAGGAAUAAUUUGAGGCUGAUUUGUUGGUGGCCAUUUAUAUCAAUUGAAUUAGCCAAUGACUAGAAGCCAAGUUACUUGCCCUUUGCAUUAUAUCUGUACCAUUUAUUUCUGCAUCUGCUCAGCUACAGACAAGUAUUUUCUACUUCAUUUGAAAAUGCUAAUAUAUCACACUUUGUGAAAUGUUUUAUUGCUUUAUUUAAUUUAGUAAAGGUAAGAUGUAUCUACAUGUGUGCAUUUUUGUUUCCAAAUGCAUCUUAGGAGAGUCAUAACUUCAAUUUUGUGUAUUAUGUGAUAUAAAGUCAUAGGUAACUGCAACUGACUAUAGAAUCUUAUCUCACUGUUCUGAGCAAGUAGAAUCUUGAAUGUGUUCUGGCAUACUGUCUGCUGUAGUCUGUGGUUGCCACUACCAAGACCAGUCUGAAAAGUCACAGGAUAAAGACUGCAGCAAUUUAAACAAAAUUGGUUAGUCACAGAUGAGCAUUCACCCCUACCCUUUUCCGAGGAACAGAACGUCAUGCAAUUUUUUGCUUGUAAAGUGAAACAGUAUGCAUGGACAUAUAUUGAUUACUAACUCACCCUUUAGUAAAAGAAAUUUUAAAAGUGUGUUUUAUACAUUCCAGAAGUGCUUGGACAAGUAGUAAUUUUUGGUUCUCAUUCGUAUCUGUACGUAGUGGUGAGCAUGAGUUAGCAGCUGGAAUAGGAAGUAACAUAUGUAGUAAGGUUACUGUUUGCAUGUUUGGUAUGUGUGCUUACCACCUUUCUUCCCACAAUGACCAUCAGUCUGUUCUCCAUCCAACUUCCCCAAAGACCCAUUUGUUCCUUUGGAGUGCUAGCCAUUUGGCCUUUUCUUUUCCAUGGGAUGAGAAGCAAGCACGCAGGUAAGGGACUACUGUCCUCUGAGCUGUGCUGUACUUGAGAUGCUAAGAGAGAUUGGGAUGCCUGGGUUAUCUGGAAUUUAUUAAUGCCAAUGGACCUGGCACAUGGUUGGUAUGGUUUGAUGAUCUAAUUAUUCUUGUCAUAUUCAUUCCAGCUAAAGGCUUAAACUAUUUUAAGUAAUUUGCAGAAUGGUUAAGGUCUUUACCUCGGACACAAGGUACAUGAUUUGAUUCUAAUUUCUGGUUAUUGGCUAGAUGUAAAAUGUCCCUUCUGGGCAGCUAGCCUAGUAUUAACCUGUGAACCUGUAAUUGUUUAUAAUCUGCCGGUUUAAGGACAUUUUUAAUAUCACCAGCUCUAGUUUCACUUAUUGCAGUAUAUUUUGGUUUCAUUACUUUUCUGGCUUCUUGAGCAUUUUCUGCAUCGUAUAUUUUCAUAAUAUCUAUUUGGGGCUUAGUUUGUUUUUCCUCUAUUCUCUUAAGGUACCAUCAGUACAAGUGUACUUGUUAGUAUGCAUUGUUCAUGCCCAGCUGUCAAAUGGAGCUCCAUGUUGACUAUGUCACCCUUAGUGCUGCUGUUCUCUGUUUUAUAGUAAUAGGUUGUGCUGCAAAAUUAUAUAUAAACAGUGUAGUAUCUGCUUUAAUCAGUGGAUUUAUACACACAGAACAGUACAUCAGUAAAAGGUGGAUAUUUUUUCCUCACUUUUGGAAUCUCCACUAUUAACUUUUACAGAUACAUCAGCAGGGUUUACAUGACCCAGAGAUAUUUUUAACUAUGGAAAGUUAACCAAACAGCACUACUAGAUAGUAUAUUAGUGCAUGUUUCUUGGUUUUGAUCACUUCCUUGUGUUUACUGGAUAUUUAGAUUUUCCUGUGGCAGUUAUUGCAGCUGUAGUGCAAGGGGAUAAAUUCCAGAUUGUCUGUGUUGUUGCACCUUUAAUUACAGGAGAAGCAGCUGCUUGUUAUAAUUAGAUUUAGUGAUAAAAUUCUGUUUUAUGCUUUGAUUUACUGGAAGGAAAAGUAAAGCUUAAUUUUAGGGUCUGGCUGUGUGAUGGAGAAGGAUAAAACAUUGUCUGUGACCCAGAUGACAGGACCCUGGAGAGGCUAGCCAGGGAGUGUGGAAUAAGCAUUUGAUGCUUGUUCUCCCAUUUUAUAGGUAAGAGUGGUUGGCAGCCUAUUGCUUGCUCUCCCAUUUUGGAGAUAGGGUGGUUGGCAGCCCUAGUGCUUGCUCUCCCAUUUUGGAGAUGUGGUGGUUGGCGG